AUGAAGGUUACUCUGCUUUACGGCCUCCUUGCCGCCGCCGUCCCGGCCCUGGCUCACAUGGCUAUGCUCGAUCCCCCUCCUCUCCGCUCCAUCAAGAACCCCAACAACGGCGGUGAUGCCGCUCCCGUUGCCACCUACAAGGCCGGCGAGUCCUACUCCGUCACCAUCUCCAACGGCGCCGACCACGGUGGCGGCUCGUGCCAGUUUUCUCUGUCCUACGACAAGGGUCAGACCUGGACCGUCAUCCAGAGCAUCGUUGGCGGCUGCCCCGUUUCUGGUGGUGGUUCCUUUCCCUUUACCAUUCCCUCGGAUGCCCCUUCGGGCAACGAGAACUGUGCCGUCGUCACCAUUGAGGGUGGUUCCGGAGCGACCCGCCGCCAAGAAUCCGUCGCCUUUUCGAGCCGUCCUGCCAUGUUUGUCGCCAACGUCUUUGGGGAUGGCUGCAAAACUGUCGAUAGCACCGACGCUACUUUCCCCAACCCUGGCCCAGACGUGAUCACCAACAACCCCGCCGCUGUUGCCCCUGUUGGAUGCGCUGCCGCCAGCAAUCCCGCUCCUGGUUCCGGUAGCGGCUCUGGAAGUGGCGAAGGCGAGGGCGAGACUGAGCCCACUCCCGAACCCCAGCCCGAGCCUCAGCCUGAGCCUGAGCCUGAGCCUGAGCCCGAGCCCGAAGUGACUGUUGCUCCCACUGUCACCGGAGCUCCCUCGGCGUCUGCUACCAUUCCUGGCGGUGUCUUUGUUACCGUUCCCACCGCCGCGCUUCCCGAACCUACCGAAGAUGUUCCCGCUCCCUCGGUCACCGUGGCCCCGAGUACCUUCCUCACUGGCACCAGGCCUGCCACCACUGCUCCCGCUGCGGUUCCCACCAACAGUCCUGAUACCAGCACCGGCGUUCAAACCGGCUCUUGCUCGGAAGAGGGCGCCUGGAACUGCAUUUCUGGUACCAAGUUCCAACGCUGUGCAUCCGGCCAGUGGUCUGCUGUCAUUUCCAUGGCCGCCGGCACCACGUGCCAGCCUGGCAUCAGUGAGAACCUGGUCAUGGCGAAGCGAGGCCUUCGUUUCCGACGCGAUUAA
Messenger RNA from Parascedosporium putredinis, 1074 nucleotides. The record is from the annotation of a GenBank genome assembly. NCBI's taxonomy places the organism in Eukaryota, Fungi, Ascomycota, Sordariomycetes, Microascales, Microascaceae.